Messenger RNA from Prorocentrum cordatum, 3174 nucleotides. NCBI's taxonomy places the organism in Eukaryota, Dinophyceae, Prorocentrales, Prorocentraceae. The record is from the annotation of a GenBank genome assembly.
AUGGGGCCCGACGGGUCUGUGUCCAUCAACACCCUCUUCGCGGCGAGCGCGCGGCUGUCGGAGUCGUGCUGGCACAACCCGGAGCAGCUGGUCCUCGCGAUCAAGAAGACGCCCGAGAGUCACCAGUUCAUCACCGCAGACAAGGUCAAUCUGACCGUCCGCGCGUUGUCGCAUUCGGAGCGCGUCUGCGUCCAGUGCGAGGACUAUCUGCUGGAGAGGCAGCAGCUGGUGGCCGGGCCCGCGCCCAUCUGGGAGUUACUCCAGCACCCGCCAGUGCAGGUCUACGUGGCGACGGCGGGGGCAGGCGCCUCCGCCUCAUCGGACAGCGAUUACGCCAACGCUGCCGAAGUCGUCGCGCAGGCGCUGGCAGAGUCGACGAUGCUGGAGGUCUCGGUGGAUGAGUCUGGGGAGCACUUCGUGGUGUUGCUGCCCCCCUCGGAGCCGCUGCGCGCAGUGGUCAAGCCCCUGCUCGAGAGCGACGAGAAGCUCAUCGCCCUCCUGCGGAACGAGGGCGAGGUGUCGCUGGCGUUCCUGGCAGAGCACCCCAGCGUCCGGAUCGCGCUGGCGCGCCUAAAGGUGGACGACAAGCAGGCCAUGCUGACGUGCCUGCAGGCGGCCGUGGAGCCGUUGGAGGGCGUGGAAUUCGACGCGUCCGGGAUGAGUUUCUCCCGGCCGUCGGCGCUUCCCGACGCGGGCCAGGCAGCGCCUGGCCAGGGCAAGAGGCGCCAGAAGAGGUGGCACCCAGAGGAGAAGGACGUGAAGAAGCUCAGGGACCACUUCUCGUUCUACUUCGACGAGUUCAAUCUGCAGCACAACAAGGUUCUCAUGGCCAGGAUGGAGUGCCUCCGCGACAAGGAGGCCCAGCGCCCCUUCUUCCGCCUCUCCGACGUGAGCCGCCUGCCGCGCAUCGAGGCCGUCCUGUCCCGCUACGACCAGGAAGGCGUCGGCUGGCUCCUCGAGGCCGUCUUCCAGGCCAAGGGGCGCCUGCCGGUGCGCCUGUCCUGGAGGAGCGACCGCGGGGAUCGGCGCUCGGGGCACUGGCAGGGGGUGCAGUCGCAGCCCGUGCUGGAGCUGGCCUACGCGCCGCGGCUCCGGCACCUCGAGUUCGUCCGCAGGGGCCCAGACACCGAGUUCCUCCUGAGCCCCGGCGCCAAUCCGACGGAUGCCAGCGGCGACCACCCGCUUCACGUGGUGGUCAUGGUCUCGUACUCCGUGUCGUCUGACCUCUCGCACUCCCAGUCGCCGAAGGCAAGGGACAUCCAGGAGCAGAUCAUGAAUGGCGAUGCGGACCCAAACAUGUUGGAUUGGGAAGAGAGGCAGAAGAAGCUGGUGCGGCAGCUCAGGAUGCACAAUGCUGAUGUAAUAUGUCUCCAGGGCGUCCAGAGUGUUGGCUUCAAAGAGCGCAACAGCGAAGCGGAUCCAGAAUGGUUCACUUGCGACGACGAGCCGGCAAACAACCAUUUGGCGCACUUGUAUCGGGACCUGAGCAAGGCGAACUACGGCAUCGUCUUCGCGCCAGUCAUGCAGAUGCCGUCGAGCUCCGCCCUUUGCCUCGGCAACGCGAUUCUGUGGAAGCGCAACCGGUGGCACAUGCACGCCUUCUCGGAUGUCUUCCGGACCGCCGUGGUGGCGGUGCUGAAAUCGAAGGUCGGCGGCCCGCCGCUGGCCGCGUGCAGCUACAAGCCGCCCGACGUGUGGGCGCAGGACUGGAACGAGCGCAUCCCGGCCUCCGAGCUGCUCCUGCCCGCCACGCGUGCGCAGGACGCCCUGGCCGCGGCGGCGGCCGAGCACGGCGCCCGGCCGCUGCUGUGCGGGGACUUCGCCCUGGAGCCCCGCGAGCUGCUGCCGCGCCUCGCGGCGGCGGCGGCGGCCGCGGGCGGCGCGGCGCCGGCCUGGCACAGCGCGUGCUGGUCGGUGAUGGGCUGCAGCCCCUGGACUUCCGCCGUCAAGCACUCCGAGGGGAAGGCCACGGACCUCAUCCUGCACGACGGGAGCCUCCGCCCGCUCGCGGCGCUGGGCGGGCUCCCAGAGCGCGUGGGCUUGCUGGAGUUCCUGAGGGCGGGGAACCCCUCGGACCACCUCUUCCAGUUCCAGACCUUGGGGCCAGCGGGCUGGCUGAUUCAAGGCAUCCUCGCCCUGGAUCACAGGACUCCAGUCAAGCGCGGAGAAACAGAGGGCAAGGCGCUGCUGACCUCCACGCCCGGCCCCGUUGCGCAGGGCGUGCAGCUGGAGGACGCGAUCGACUUCAAUUGCGAGUUUCGCGCUGUGGAGGAUAUCAGAGAGGCCUGGUCGGACGAGAAGAUUGCAUACUGCUGUAGGGAGAAGCAAGUCGGCUGCCAGGAGUAUGCGGAGGGUACGUCGACAACGCUGUUCGACUGCAGCGCUGGAAACGACGAUGCGGAGACGGGCUGGUCCGAGGAAAAGAAGCAGUUCUGCUGCCAGAGCGUUGGCGUCGCCUGCGCGUCAGGGGCCGCAGCCGUCGGGAGCACCAGCCAGGGGUCCACUAGUACGGGGACUACCAGCACGGGGACCACCACCGGCACCAGCGCCAGCGCCAGCACCAGCGCCAGCGCCAGCACCAGCACCACCACGGAGGAGGGGUGGGACUGCGCGGCGGGCAAGAGCAACUGGAAGGCCGGCUGGUCCGAGAAGAAGAAGGCGUACUGUUGCGAGCGGGCGCAGAUCGGGUGCGAGAGCCGCCCGUCCUUGGGGCUCAGCGGGUCGGACUCGUCCGUCUCCCUGGGGGCCCUGGACCCCAGCACGCCCGUGGGCACGACCUCUGGCCCCAUCGAUGGCAGCAGGCAGGCCUGCAGGAACGGAACGUGUCAGUACGGCAUCCUGGUGUGCGAGGAGCUUCUGCGCGUCGGUCGGGAGCUGGGGAAGGGGACGCAGAUCGUGUUUUACCCCGCGGGCGCCCUCGAGACAGGACUUCCGAAAGGGAGGGUCACGGUCCGCGACAUCAUAAACGCGAACCCCGAGGGCAAUUAUUACAGCCACGCUGUCAUCAACGGCUCCCUGGUGAAGGCGGUGCUGGACAAGAUGUUGGCCGACCACGGGGCGAACGUGGGCGUCAGCGCUGCGUUCAUGCAGAUGGCUGGGCUGCGCUUCCAGGCGUCCAGGAAGAUAGCCGCGCCCGCGCGCAGGCCCUGCCCAGGACCAAGACGCCGCCGAUAA